UGUGUGCAUACACAGGCGAGUGUCGACCUAUGAAUCCUUUGGGAGCAAAAGUGAAAUCGCUCACCUUGAUCGUAGUUCAGCCUCAAGAUUUUUAUAUGGGGUUAAAUCACAGAAUCGAAGAUCGAGAUUCGAACACGGGAUCUAUACCUGUCUAUAUAGUAAUCUACAGUCCAAGGCUGUUGGGAGCAACUCGUGAGUGCUGGGCUAUGCCCGUGGGGCUGGACCUAUGAAUCCUUAGUCGUGGAGUUUGAAGAGAGAGAGAGAGAGAGAGAGAGAGAGAGAGAGAGAGUUCAGAUGGCGAUUUCAUCUGUUCAGCUGUCCCGGAGCGCGACGUCUCUCAGUUCGCCGUCUCAUACGGCGGCGAGGCCGCCUGUUUCGGCUCCUCGGAGCGCCAAUUUCGGUCGCCGAGGCUCGGCGGAACACUGUUCGCAUCUGUUCGGGGGUGUUUUUGUUAAGCCGACUGCUAGGGCAUUGGUCAGGGAAAGAGGGGGGAGUACCGAGGACGGUCCUCUCGCCGGUGAUUCAACGGAGACUUCUGAUCACAAGCAGGUUGCAAACAAGCCCCCAAAGUCGCAGGAGCGAGAUUUUUCUGGCACUGCAUAUGUGCCUGUAUACGUCAUGCUGCCACUUGGCGUCAUUAAUAUGGACUGUGAACUGGUUGAUCCAGAUAAUCUGCAUAAUCAGCUGAAGACAUUAAAAUCAGUUAAUGUUGAUGGUGUUAUGGUUGACUGCUGGUGGGGGAUAGUAGAGAGACAUGUUCCACAACAAUAUAAUUGGAAUGGCUAUAAGAACCUCUUCCAACUUGUGCUUGACCUGAAGCUUAAGUUACAGGUUGUUAUGUCGUUUCAUGAAUGUGGAGGCAAUGUUGGUGAUGACGUUCAUAUUCCUCUCCCCAAAUGGGUGACAGAAAUAGGUCUAAGAAAUCCUGAUAUAUAUUUUACAGACAGAGAAGGAAGGCGCAACCCUGAAUGUCUGACUUGGGGAAUUGACAAGGAGAGGGUUUUAAGAGGUCGAACUGCUCUUGAGGUUUACUUUGACUACAUGAGAAGCUUUCGGGUAGAAUUUGAUGAGUUCUUCGAGAAUGGUAUCAUCUCUGAGAUUGAAAUUGGACUAGGGCCAUGUGGGGAGCUCCGGUAUCCCUCUUAUCCUGCAAAUUAUGGUUGGAAAUAUCCUGGCAUUGGGGAAUUCCAGUGUUAUGAUCAGUAUUUGUUAAAGAGUCUGAGGAAGGCAGCAGAAGUGAGAGGGCAUUCAUUUUGGGGGGAAGGACCAGAUAAUGUAGGUUCUUAUAAUUCACGACCUCAUGAAACCAGGUUCUUUUGUGAUGGAGGCGAGUAUGAUAGCUAUUAUGGAAGAUUUUUCCUCAAUUGGUACUCCCAGGUUCUGGUUGAUCAUGGUGAUCGGGUCCUAGCUCUGGCAAAUUUGGCUUUUGAAGGCAAUUGCAUUGCUGCAAAGUUAUCAGGUAUUCAUUGGUGGUACAAGACAGCAAGCCAUGCUGCUGAGUUGACUGCUGGUUUUUACAACCCUUGUAAUCGUGAUGGCUAUGCUCAAAUUGCAGCAAUGUUAAAGAAUCAUGAGGCUGCUCUAAACUUCACAUGUGUUGAGUUGCGUACAUUGGACCAGCAUGAAGACUUUCCAGAGGCACUGGCAGACCCUGAGGGAUUAGUUUGGCAGGUACUUAAUGCUGCAUGGGAUGUUAGCAUACCAGUUGCAAGUGAGAAUGCUCUUCCUUGCUAUGAUAGGGAGGGCUAUAAUAAGAUAUUGGAAAACGCAAAGCCCCGAAAUGAUCCAGACGGGAGACAUUUAUCAGCUUUUACUUACUUGAGGCUCAGUCCUGUUCUUAUGGAGAAACGCAAUUUUAUGGAGUUCAAACGAUUUGUGAAGAGAAUGCAUGGUGAUGCAGUUUCAGAUCUUUCAUCGUCACUGAGUGAAUAGAGUAACGAAGCUCAGAUGAUGAAAUAUGAGGUUGCAGCUAAGAAGGAAGAAACUGCUUAUACAACUGUAAGUUGAAGCAAAUUUACUUGACGGGUACGGCGAAAUGGUUGCAGAAGUUUCAUAGUUGAACAGUUAUGGAGAAUGAUAUGGUUCCUUUUGUGCCCUACAACCAGAGACAGCUUAUAUUAAAAAAAAAAAAAAAAAUACAGAGAAAAGCCUCCAACAAAAUAGUGGACAAUUGACCCAUAAAAGGAUGAAAUAGGAUAAAAGCUUUUAUAAUCAUGCACCCCCUUUUUGUCCUGUUGUGGCAUAGUGGACUGGAGAUAAAAGAAAUCAUCUAUAGUUUGUGCCCAACCUGUUGUUGGUUUGGUUGGAUAUUUCCAUAGCAAGAGACAGUUCAUUCAUAGAAAGAUGAUGACUUUUAUAUACAAAGUACUGUUAAAAUGA
Diospyros lotus (date-plum) is the source of this 2379-nucleotide messenger RNA. Its product is annotated as beta-amylase 2, chloroplastic-like. Bases 295 to 1932 code for a protein of 545 amino acids. The transcript is spliced from 9 exons. Gene Ontology annotation, biological process: polysaccharide catabolic process. Lineage: Eukaryota; Viridiplantae; Streptophyta; Magnoliopsida; Ericales; Ebenaceae. The record is from RefSeq and is a predicted model, not a curated record. Gene Ontology annotation, molecular function: beta-amylase activity.